Dendroctonus ponderosae (mountain pine beetle) is the source of this 3166-nucleotide messenger RNA. RefSeq names its product fatty acyl-CoA reductase wat. Gene Ontology annotation, molecular function: calcium ion binding; alcohol-forming very long-chain fatty acyl-CoA reductase (NADP+) activity. Gene Ontology annotation, cellular component: peroxisome. The record is from RefSeq and is a predicted model, not a curated record. The transcript is spliced from 16 exons. Gene Ontology annotation, biological process: long-chain fatty-acyl-CoA metabolic process. The coding region runs from base 472 to 3114 and encodes 880 amino acids. Lineage: Eukaryota; Metazoa; Arthropoda; Insecta; Coleoptera; Curculionidae.
AAUUAAGUUCACCUGGUGAAACUCCAUUAUCUUCACGGAUUUAUACCAAAACAUUAAAGUUGGUAAUUCUAAACGUGAAAAGUCGUCAGCGAAGAAACUGAAGAUGCUUAAAUGCAACAGAACGUGCCGAGAAGGCAAUCGUAAUGGGAAAUUAUCAAAUGGGUAAAAGACCAGAAGGAAUUUGGUGGUGACCAAUAUGGAUUUUGGCUGCAGAUGUUUCCGAUACAUACCACCAAUAAUCCCAUCAAUCAAAUAGUGCCAGUUAUUAAAAAACGGUGAUUCAAAAGCCAUGAAUGAGUCAUGGAAAGCGCUGGUAUCCAGGCAGUUUCGUCGCGAAAUAAGCUGACAACAUAUCCACGAAUAGUGCAAAUUCGAGUGUCUGCAAAUCCAUGCCAGGUCGACGGAAAACGGAGCCGAGAAAGGUUCUUAGUGUAGAAUACUUCAGUUUCAAUUUGCUACAAACUCCUCGGAAUGGGCAGCCCCAUUAAGGACUUUUACGGGGCGAAGAAUGUGUUGCUCACAGGAGGAACUGGAUAUAUUGGAAAAAUGAUCAUUGCCAAGCUCUUGCGAACUACGGAGGUGAAAAAUAUUUACUUGAUUGUUAGACCAAAGGAGGAUGUUGGCAUCGAUAAACGCGUCACCAAAAUGUUUGAAGAACAGGUUUUUCUUCAUAUCCCUGAGGCAACAUUUCAGGACAAACUACAUCCAAUUGAAGGGGACCUGAAAAACAAGUCUCUGGGAAUAGCAAAGGAAGACCAGAUAUUUUUGCGAGAAAAUAUUAACAUAGUUUUCCAUUGCGGUGCCUCAUUAAACAUGGACUCAAAGUUGAUGGAUGCGGUAAUGACCAAUGUAAACGGUACAGCGGAAAUUCUGGAAAUUAUGAAAGGAGCAAAAUGCCUUCAGGCAUUUAUUCUGGUAUCCACUGCAUACUCCAACUGUUUGAACAGGGUAAUUGAAGAAAAAUUCUACGAACCACCGAUCGAUCCAAAGUUACUAAUUCGAAUUACUAAGGAGAUGCGGCCUGAGCUUCUCCAUAAUAUAAGCCGAGGGAUAAUGGGGAAAUGGCCAAACACGUAUUCAUUUACCAAAGCGGUUGCAGAACACCUUCUCAUUUCCGAAGGAAGAAACUUGCCGGUAGCCUUAUUUCGUCCAACCAUAGUAACAGCCACAGUGUCUGAUCCAGUGCCAGGUUGGGCAGACAACCUCUAUGGGCCUUUGGGCAUUCUUCUAUCCUCCAACUGUGGAAUUCUGCGUGUAAUUCGUGGAAAUCCCCGGGUUAAAGCCGAUACCGUACCCGGCGAUCUGGUUAUCAAUGGGCUAUUGUGCUAUGCUUGGGAAGUAGCCACUCAAUGGAAGAAUUCUCCUAGCUACCACCCUCCAGUCAUCAACUUCUCUGGCAACGACAGCCCUCUAUACAUAUCCAUCCGGGAAUACACUACAACAGCCGAAAAAUCUGGCUUCGUGCCCUUUAAAAAAACCAUCUGGAAGCCCAUGUUGCUGAUCGUCCAGAAUAAAUGGAUUUUUCUCUGUGCUAAGCACUUGUUGCAUACCAUUCCUGCCUACCUGCUCGACUGGCUUCUUUUAAUUACUGGACGAAAACCACGAAUGCGAAAGAUUUAUUCGAAACUCGACAAGGUAAUGGCAGUAUUGCAUUACUUUCUGGUCCACGAGUGGGUCAUAAAGAACGAAAAUGUAAAAGCCCUAUGGGAAAAGCUCGGACCGAACGAUCGGAUUACUUAUAACUUCGACUUUACUGGCAUCAAGACAGAAAGUUAUUUAAGGAAUCUCAUGGUAGGUUUGAAAAAAUACACUCUUAAAGAGGAUAUGACGAAAGCGGAGCUACACAAGGCCAGAUAUCACCGGCUAGACACUCUCGAGUGCCCCUCCAGCAACAUCAUCACAUCCCGAUACCAAUGCAACGUUAAAGGAAAAUGGGUGGACUGCACCCGGAAGCAUUGCUGCAAUGACUUCACUUUUAUCAAUGGCAGAUGUAUGCCCAAAGACGAAGAUCCUUGCAAAUUGGGCUUAUGCGAACAGCGUUGUAGCGUCUACCUACAACGAGUGAUCUGCACAUGCUUCGAAGGAUACAAAUUCAGUGCGGAAAACCAAAGACGAGGAAUCAAACCUGUGUGUGUAGACAUAGACGAAUGCGAGGACCGAAACGGAGACUGCGAACACAGGUGCAGGAACGAGAUAGGCGGUUAUCGUUGUUCCUGCGACGAAGGAUAUAUCUUAAGGGCAGACAACAGGACCUGUGAAAAACCGACCGACAAUGGCAGGAAUAACGGGGACAUGGAGGAGAGAUUGGGGAGCGCGAUGGCGGCCCAUUCAAACCGAUGCUUUGCAAACUGCGAAAGUCUCGUCAGGUUGAACGAAAAACUCAAAAACUUGCAGGAAAAGGUUUCAGCUUUGAGCACAGCCAUUCGAUUGUCGAGCUUUGCUUCCGGACCACCGGGACCCAUCGGACCGCCUGGACCGCCUGGGCCUGCUGGACCUAGAGGAUUUCCAGGAGUGGAAUCUAACAGCAUAUCCAGCUCACAAUCUCAUCUUGAUUACACCUAUUCGAUGUUAGACGCGUUCGUGCCACUUUCAGACGAAGAAAACGCACAAUGCAAAUGUAAACGAGGCGCUCAGGGGCAAGAAGGGCCGCGAGGGCCCUCAGGUCAAAAAGGCGAACAGGGAGAAAGGGGGUUGCGUGGUCCCAAAGGAGACCGAGGAUCCUUCGAUUUCCUGUUACUAAUGUUGGCUGAUGUGCGUCACGACAUAGUCCAUUUACAGAAAAAGGUUUUCGUAGGCGAGAGGCCGCCGAAGUUUGACUUUGACUACGCUCUUUCAAAAAAGAAAGUCAAACACAAGCACAGAAUCCUCCAGAAGCAAAAGCUGCUAGAAGCUUAUGUGAAUCCAUUGGUGGAAGCGACGAAAAAACCUGAACCAGCAUCCAGAGUGGCUCAGGCAGAGGCCCAAGCAACCACCGAACGAGCGAUUAAAGUUUCCACAGUGCCUUUGACUGCUGAUAUUGAAGAGUUUCGAGACUUUGAUAUGUCGAAUCUAGACGACCAUUUGGAAAACUAUGACUGGUCGGGAGAGGAAAUGACCGAUGAAGACUACUUUUAAACCACCCAUAGUGUAUCGAUUAUUUAGUAGAUCAAUAAAACAUUGUUUUGUA